Molecule: messenger RNA, 1275 nt
Organism: Cuscuta campestris
Lineage: Eukaryota; Viridiplantae; Streptophyta; Magnoliopsida; Solanales; Convolvulaceae
Source: the annotation of a GenBank genome assembly
GACAAAUCACUCACAUUGAUCGACGAUUUAAACCUCAAUUGACCUUGGUAGAACUCCGGCGAAGAUUUCCGGCGAUUAUCUGGCAAACUCCGGCGUUCUUCCUGGCUGGUCUGGUUUGGCAGAAGGAGCGGAGAAGAAGGAUGCUGGUGCUGGAACUACCGGCGUGCCCCCUUCAUUUAACCUAUGGAAGUUCACGGAGACAACGAUUACGCGAUGGAAUUUCACUCACAACCAGCUACCCCCACAAAGUUCCAGGAAGUGCCAAAUGAAGGCAGCAGUUCUUACGCCGAACGUCAUUGGGUCCCGCAAUGCCCUGAUAACUACAUUCCAAAGGUCGGCAUGGUUUUCAAGGACUUGGAUGAUGCUAUUCGUUUCUAUCGUGCUUAUGCUGCUGAGGCGGGGUUUGAUGUGCGCAAGACUACCACUACAAAGAAAGAGGGCUCCGUUGUUUGGCAAUAUGUUGUUUGUAGCCGCGAGGGUAAAAAACAUGUCCCCACAAUCUCCCACAAUGAUGCAUCACAUGUCAUUGGACGGGCUGCAUUAUCUAAACCUGGGAGAAGAAGACGCAUUUCUAAGCGUAUAGGCUGUAUGGCACGUGUUGCAUUUCGCAUCCUUGGACAUGAUGGUUACGUUCUCAGCAUAUUCGAAGAGCAGCACAACCAUCCUCUCACUUCUCUCCCCUACAGGCCAUUUUUGAAGAUCAACAGGAACAUUGAUCUAGGCCAUAAGAAGUUCAUACUCAACUGUGCUAAAGCGAACAUUGGUACCAUGAAAUCAUACCGACUUUUCAAGGAGUCCGUUGGUGGGUAUUCAAGUGUUGGUGCUACUGCUGUGGACUUCAAAAACUUCAAACGUGAUUUGAAGGCCUAUAUUGCCGGUGGAGAUGCUCAAAUGGUCAUUGACAAAUUAUUCCGAAAAUCAGAAGUAUGCCCUGGAUUUCGGUUUGAUUAUGAAGUUGACGACGAGGAGAUUUGUUUCUCAGAUUUCCAUAUAAGAGCAUUCACAAUGGCAAAUAAAGAAAUGGAAUGCCACACGCUGAUGUGGCAUAAUUCAACCAAUUAAAAAUUACACAGUCAUUUUUUAAAUUUUUAACAUAAUUUAGAAAAUAAAAAAUAGAGCAUGGCAGCCUUGAGGCGUGGAAGAACGCAGAAGGAACGCGAGGCAAUUGCUGACUUGGUGCAAGUUUUAAUUAACCUUCUUGUGUUUUUGAAUGUGGUCUGCAUCUGUUUACCACGGUGGUGCAUUUUUCAUUGACAAUAAAGCAUCAUGCGUAGA